Messenger RNA from Aricia agestis (brown argus), 2109 nucleotides. RefSeq lists its product as uncharacterized. The transcript has a single exon. The coding region runs from base 62 to 991 and encodes 309 amino acids. The record is from RefSeq and is a predicted model, not a curated record. Lineage: Eukaryota; Metazoa; Arthropoda; Insecta; Lepidoptera; Lycaenidae.
CACUCAUAGCGUACGCACGUCUAUAACAUUAAAAAGUCAGUGCUUCUCAAAGUUUCGCGUCAUGUUCUCGUGUGCUAGUUGUAGUGAAAACCAUACUGAUGGUCCAUGUUGUAGUGUUUGCAAACAACGCUACGAUUUUGCGUGCUCCGGAAUUACUGAGGCUGGGUAUCGCAAACUGGGAGAGAGAAAAAGUACCUGGCGUUGUCUCAGAUGCAAGUCGAGCCUGUCUCCGUCACCUGUGCCGUCUUCACCUCAGACAAACCAACUCGAUAGAAUGCAGCAACAACUUAGCAAUAUUUUAAUGCAGCUGACACAACUGGCGCCGUUAAUAGAAGACGUUAAAUUUAUUCGUGAAGAAGUUAACAAUCUUAAAGAUUCUCAAGAGACGGUUCAUCAGCUCCUUACCACAGUAUCUGAUAAAGUAAACAGCCUGGAAUCUAGGGUAAUUAAGGUCGAAAAGAUUGCUCAUGAAGUACCUAUUUUACAAGCCGAAAUAUCCAAAAUGCGAGAUGAACUUGAAACCCGAGAUCAAUGGUCUAGAUCCAACAACAUUGAAGUAAGAGGUAUACCGCAAAAGAAUAAUGAGAAUCUCUUUGAUAUUGCUUUGAAGAUAGGGCAACUUUGUGACUUCCCAAUAAAAAAGGAUCAUAUUAACUAUAUCGCCCGAAUUCCAACUCGUUCACCUAACAAGGAAAAACCAAUAAUCAUAGCACUUCACAACCGAUACUUUAAAGAGGAAUUAGUCGCUUUAUCUCGCAAGUCGGACAAAUUGAAACUGGAGAAUCUCGGCUUUACCUCCUCCGGCAAAGUUUACCUGAACGAUCAUUUGACGCAGCGCAACAAAUCACUUCUGAACAAAGCAAAAUCGAUGGCCAAAGAAAGAAACUUCAAAUACGUCUGGGUCAAACACAGCAAAAUAAUGGUGCGAAAAUCGGAUACAUCCCCAAUCCUUUUUAUAAAAAACGAGAACGAUCUCAAAAAAAUAGAAUAGUAGUUAUUUUUAUACUCUUAGUUUCAAUAUAUUAUUGUAUCUCAAUUUCAUUUCACACUUUAAAAAUUUACAGUUUGGGAAACGCUAGCAAAACCAGUUGCUUCUAUCCUGCUCGUCGCCUCGCAAAUAUUAUUGGAACAUACACCGUAUUUACAUGCGUAAGUUUGUCACUUGAUAAGUCAAUUGCGUCGGCGCUGCAUAGCACGCUCAUUACGUUAGUGUCUAUAUUUGCGAGCGCAGUGUAUGACGUAUCUCGCUCGAAUUCAUUUACAAUGCAAUCUUCCGUUGCAAAUACCGAUUUGUAUACCCACAUUAAAAUAAAUUAUUUAAAAAGUGAAAUUAAAUUUACAAUGUCGUUAACUAUGUUUUUGAAUUUCUUAAAAUUCUGCAAAGGUUUGUACAAACAUUUAAUAUUUGUUAUUUACAUUAGAAUUAAGUGCUACGAGUUAAAGAAAACCAUGAAGAUUAUAAAAUAUGCACAAUCUUGUCUUCUUGUUGCACAGUUAUUCGUGACAUAUUACUACUCAGUGAUUUGGUUACUACGUCAUUUUAUUUAUUGUACAACGGCAAAAUCUCAUAGAUUAAUGAAUAGCACGAUUAAAACUGUAUGUCUACGGUGCUUUCAUGUGAAUGUUACGGCUCUGAUGUGUACAAGAUGUUAUCAUCAGCUGUUCGGUCUCGUUAACAACAUUAAUCAAUAUCACACUAAGAUCUGGAAAUCCCUCAAAUUAUACAUUUUACAUUUUCAAACGUUUUAUUGCAUUAUUUUAUUGCUGUAUUCUUGCUACAGUCAACAAACUAAAGUGGAGGCAAUUGUUAUAAUAUCUGAAGUUAUUUUAUUUUUACAUAAUGAACUAUCGUCUACAUGUGCUAUAUUGUACACAAUAUUACUACAACUCAAUGAGAUUGUAUGUCCGUUUCGUGUUUUAUACAAUAUAAAGUAUUAUAUUAGCUAUUCUUUUAUAAUGUAUCCCUCUCAGCUGGUGCUUUAUAAAUACUUGUUGUCAGGUUCAGACCCCUUAGACAAAAUACAUUUAUUAAUAAAAUAUUUUAUUAUAACUUCAUCUAGAUAUAAAUGCUGUUAUUUUACUAUAGUUGUAAUAGAAGCACUGCAAUCA